UGCCAUUGACCAAGAAGUCCGCGUCCGAAGACCGAUGCGUGGGAAUGCGUCACUGGGGCUGAUGCCAAGGAUAUUACCAACGGCAGUUGUAAGACAACGAUUCGUCACCGUUGGCGGCGGCGGCAGAAAACGACAAACGGCAGCAGAACCAGCGUCCGGAAACCCCCCACCUCCCAAAGAUAAUGGGCACCAAAGCAAACAGGUGAACCCCUCCCCCCACAGAGGCCGAAAGAGCAAGAAACGGUCGGUCUGUGACCGAACAAACGAACGGGGUGUGCGAAGUAGAGGGAGCCGCACGCGCUAGGCGACCAGGCAUGUCGAAUUAGGCUAUCGGGUGGAGGCUUUCGAAUUUUACGCUUAUUGCCAUAGUUUGCGGGCUAAUUCGGAAUGGAGCGGUGGCUGGAGGCGCGGGCGGGUUUGCGAUCAUCUUCAAGCCCGCCUGGCAGUUUCUUUCUUUUUUUUCUUCUUUUUUUUUUCUGCC
Colletotrichum navitas is the source of this 481-nucleotide messenger RNA. RefSeq lists its product as uncharacterized. The record is from RefSeq and is a predicted model, not a curated record. NCBI's taxonomy places the organism in Eukaryota, Fungi, Ascomycota, Sordariomycetes, Glomerellales, Glomerellaceae. The transcript has a single exon. Bases 35 to 304 code for a protein of 89 amino acids.